This is a messenger RNA of Botrytis cinerea B05.10, 1535 nucleotides long. RefSeq lists its product as hypothetical. Bases 324 to 1163 code for a protein of 279 amino acids. The record is from RefSeq and is a predicted model, not a curated record. Lineage: Eukaryota; Fungi; Ascomycota; Leotiomycetes; Helotiales; Sclerotiniaceae. The transcript has 5 exons.
GUUUCUUCAAUCCCUUUUUUUUCGAGUUAGAACUACUUUCUUGCUGGAUAUCUGAGAUCAUUUCUCAUUUAUCUUCAAGGAAAGCGUGUACAUCUCCAAUUCAGGUAUAAUCUCAUAAUUCAAGUCAUUCAUCCUUUGGCAUAGCCUGUACAAUAUUUGAACUCUUCUACCAGCCACAUCUUUGCAGAAACACUUCAAAGUUUGAACUUGUUUCCAACAAUUUUCCUGUCAAGACUCUGCUACUCCUUUUGCAUUGAGUUUGAAAAUAUCUAUCAUACCUCAUUAUAUUUUCCUCAAUCGUUUGUUGGAAAAGAACACGAGCCAUGACAGACUCCAUUGAGACUAUUGGCGAUAGCUUUAACAUGUCCCCAAAUGUUGCACCCUCGCACUCAAGUGCAACAACCGCUGAGCGAUCUUCGAUCUCGGCCGAAAACGAAGCCGCCAUCGCAAGAUGGAAAUUCAAUAGGGCUAGGACUGAAAAAGAGCACGCAGCUUUUAGAGAGCGCAUGCAAUUUCAGUCAGCCGACUUUCAUCAGUUUCUUGCGGAAACAGCUAGAAGCUCUCCAAAGGUCGUGGUGCCAUCUCCAGAUUGGGAGAACAUCCCCUUUCCUGUCCCCGUCAGUACCCCUACUAUUAUUGAAGAGCCUGACAGCCAUCAUUCCGAGAUGAAUGCCAGUUUCGAUGAGAUUCAAGAAGUUCCUCGCCGUCAAGCCACUCCAAUGGACUUUGGUCUUGUUAACCAACAGAAUCAAGCAGCUCUUGACGUUCCGACUUUCACUUUUGAUCGUCCAUCUUUCGAUGACAAUCUCGGUAGUAUUGAGCUGCAGUCGUUUCCAGAAAGUGGACUUCGUACCGACGGUCAACCUGCUUCUGGUAACCGAGAUACAAUGAUUACCGUCGGUGCCGUCUUCGAACUUCCGCGCAAUCCAUCGGAUGUUCGUUAUCCUUUUACCAGAGCUUCUAACAUGGCUACUGCUCAUGAUAUUCCCCUCUCUGACUAUAACCGCUCCGAUACUCACGUUGACACUUUGGGCGAAUACGACGAUGGAUCUUUCAAUCAAGCUGGCGUUGGUGCUAGAGAUGAAAAGGAAGAGAGAAACUGCUUGUUUUUGCCUUUUGGGUGGAUCAAACGCCAGCUUGGUAACCUCCGUCAUCUACUCUGAUGCUUGUUUGGAUCAGUUGUCAAUUGGGUAAACUCUUUUAGCUCAACUUGCUCGAGUAGUUCUGGAUUACAAGAGCUCUUCUAUCACAUCAACUUUCCUUUAUUCAUCGAUUUCGACCCUUUGUGCCUCCCUGUCCCCAACUGGCAGUGUUUAAUAACUCUGCAACGCUGCCGUUGCGUAUGAGAGAUUUCAUUAUGUAUUUUAAGGAAUGGUCUUCGGCAUGGUCGAUAUGAAUUCACAAUGCACUUUCGAGUGCUUUAAUACUACAUGGCAAGACUAGGGAGGAGAAUAAUUAUAUCGUACCUGUUGUGAUUUGCGAGAUUUGUUUCCUUCACCGGACAAGCGCUGUGGUAAUGGUUGUAAUAGUUUGGA